AUGGGUGCUUCCAAUACUCAUCCCUUCAGCUUAUCAAGGCCAAAGUCCUCCAACGAAGCGGUUGACUUGAGCUCUGACAACAUCAAGAUUCAACACAUUGUGAAGUUCCUUUUUGGCUACCAAGUCCAUUGAAACAACAUCGCAAGGGGCAAGCACAGCACAGCACUGCUCAUACUAGCUACCAUGUCUUCCUCUUCCAGCCUUAUCCCCACCGAGGCCGUCGUUGGCACCACCGUUGCCAUGUCGUUCAUCCUUCUCGGCAACGCAAUAACCCAAUCCUUCAUGGGCGUCCCCGCCCUCCUCAUCGGCUUCCCCCACCCCUCCUCCCCUUCCCACGCCAGCGCCGCCAAACACCUGGGCACCCAAUGGCCCGUCUUCUGGAAAGUCGGCAACGUCUUCUUCCGACCCAUCUCCACCUUGGGCAUCCUGGGGUACGGCUACGCCGCCUGGGCCUGUUCGCGCUCCUCUUCCUCCACCCAAGCCUUUGGGGGGUCUACGUCAGGACAAAACGCGUGGAAGUACUAUGCAUAUUGUGCCUUGUGCCACUUGAUCACGGUGGUGCACUCGGCGGUCAAUAUGCAGCCGAUUAAUGCCAAGAUUGAUGGGUUGAGGGAGGGCAAGACGGAUGCGGCGCUGGCGGAGUAUUAUGCGAGGAAGUGGGCGAGACUGAAUUUGGUUAGGUUGGUGAUGCCGGCGGUGGCGGGGACGGUGGCGUUGUGGACUACGUUGAGGGCGGGGAGGGUUGGGGGUGUUAGCUUCCUGUGAAAUGUGAAUGAUGGGAAGACACGAAGUUAUGGUAGGGAUGGCAGAGGCUCCGAAGGUGGCGAGUUCAAGAUAAUUGUUGGAAAGGUGACAAAGACAUGUUUCAAUAUUGCUUGAGACAAAAAGGAAAGAGGGAAGAAAGCACCAGUGUUAUUUAUGUUGGAGGUACAUGGGAAACGAACAAUCGGGAGUAAUGAUGGGGGGAUAAUGGAAUACAAGGGUGUAUGUUACAAUGUUAGCUGCGCUUUUAUCAAUGAAACCGAACAAAGUUUCGUUCGGCG
Neurospora tetraspora is the source of this 1043-nucleotide messenger RNA. RefSeq lists its product as uncharacterized. Bases 184 to 765 code for a protein of 193 amino acids. Lineage: Eukaryota; Fungi; Ascomycota; Sordariomycetes; Sordariales; Sordariaceae. The transcript is spliced from 2 exons. The record is from RefSeq and is a predicted model, not a curated record.